AUGGCCCCGCCCACCAAAGUCUUCCCAGAGACAGUCAAGCCAUACUACUCCGACCCGCAACACCAAGUCUCAGACGCGUCCCCCAUCACCCAGAUGACCCAGUACGACUGCGACCUCUCCAACCGCAAGGUCGUCACCUGCAUCCCCAUUGACCGCUUCUUCAGAGUUGCGCGUGGCGGAGGUAUCGUUGAGAUUGGCGCUUCCGAGGCAGCAGGCCUACGAGCUCAAGGACUCCUUCCUUUGUCCUGA
Protomyces lactucae-debilis is the source of this 249-nucleotide messenger RNA. RefSeq lists its product as uncharacterized. NCBI's taxonomy places the organism in Eukaryota, Fungi, Ascomycota, Taphrinomycetes, Taphrinales, Protomycetaceae. The transcript is spliced from 2 exons. The record is from RefSeq and is a predicted model, not a curated record. The coding region runs from base 1 to 249 and encodes 82 amino acids. Gene Ontology annotation, cellular component: mitochondrial inner membrane peptidase complex.